CUUCUCCAUCUGUUUCUUUUCUUCUGUUUCUUUUCUUCUGUAUCUGCAAAUAUGUCUCAGUCCUUUCGGACUGUCUCUGUGAAUACGAAUGGUUUUUCUGAUGUGAUGAAACAUUCCGCUUUUUCUAACAUUGUGUCCACCCACCGUCCACAUGCCUGGUUGAUUGCUGAGACCAAGUCCCGUUCCUCGGUGCGUUCACGCAUCAACGUACGAGACUAUAAGGUAUUCGAAUCUCCUGGCGUUAAAGCUGAUAAAACCACCUCGAAAUGGGGCGUUGCUUUAGGAGUUACUGCUUCGUUGCACUCGCAACUGGUCCCUCUGCCGCCCCAACUGGCUGGAAGAGCUGUAUGCGUUGAUGUCGUUCUUCCCUCUGACAGUGGGGGUGCUCCAAGUCCGCAUGACGCUCUCCAUGACUUUUGGGUCUGCAUUUCUCACUUAUGUGCAUCUGCUCAACACUCUUGGCAAGUUAUAGGUGACUUUAAUGUUACUCUCACAUCCUCAGAGGUUAUGGGUGACGCGACAGGCGACAACUAUGCCCGCACCGCGUACCGUGACUUCCUACAUCAGUCUCGUGGGAUUGAUACAUGGGAGAACCAGAAUGAUAAUGAUGCUCGUCAUGUGUACACCUUCAAUGCCUACAAUGGCACUUGUCGGUCCAUCAUUGACCAUUUGGAUGCAUCCUCAUCUCUAACAUCUGCAUGUUCUCAAGACAGGUCUCCCUACCCGCCUCGCUUCAUAGUCCCCAAACGCCAUGAGUCUUACCGAUUCGAAACGUUUGCAGACCGUGUUGAUUGCCUUGCGCGGGAAGCUCGACUUCAUGAGCAUCCUAUAACAAAUGACUCCGACUAUCAACUUCGAUGGCAGGCUCUAACAGACAUCUUCCUGGCCGCUGGCAACGAGGCUUUUGAUCUCCCCAAUACCUACGACCGCUCGCAUCAGAAGAUAGUAACCCCAACCAUCACUAUCAUUCUUCGCGAGUAUUCUCGCUUGAAUAGGAUGAUUUCCGCCUUGAAAAGACGAUCUCUGCCUCAGUUGUGUGCCCGGAAUCGAUGGACGGGCACCUAUCUUCAGGCCCUUUCUGGUCAUCCCUUCCUUCAUCCAAUUCUGUCCCCUCCAUCACUAUUCUACUCACCUUCUUCUCUUCUGUUUUAUAAAAAGGCUCGCUCUGCUCUCUCCAAGCUUCGAUACAAGGCUGAAAGGGAUGAACGACGUUCGCGCUCCACCAAAGCCGAUAAAAGUCGUCUUAACAGAUGUCUUCUUGGUGGCUCUGCUAAGCGUCUCUAUCCUCCUUCGCAGUUUCAAGGACCUCCACCAGCUAUUUCAAUUCCCGACGACCACAAUCCUAAUGCUCGCAAAUACUUUACCGGUGCCGAUGAUGUUAAGGCUCAAACGAUGGACUACUUUUCUGCAUUGUACUGCAGGAAUGACCGUCCUGACCCACCAAAGCCAUGGAUGGAUUGUCCAUCUGUUCGUUCAAUCAGGGAAAACGUCAGAUGUGAUUCCUUUCAAUGGCCUCAAAAGAUGGACCUGCUUUCUGGCCGCUCUCUGAUUCGUAAAGGUAAUCCCCGACCGGCUCCUGGUCCUGAUCGCUGGGAGAAAUGGAUGGUAAAGAGUCUUCAUGACUUCUCAUUUCAGCUUGUCUUGGAUCUCUGGAACUACUGCAUUGACACCUCUCAUUUCCCUUCUUGUGUUAAGCCCUCUUCUAUUUCCCUCAUUCAUAAACGAGGGGAUGCAACUGAUCUCACUAACUUCCGUGGAAUCUGCACAAGCAACUUAGAUCUGACCUCUUUCCUUGCUCAGCUUGAAACUUGGGCCGACCGCACCAAAACUCCACUAUACAUCGUUCGGCGAGAUCAGAAAAAGGGUUUUGAUCGACUCGAGCCUCAAGGAUUUUACGACGCCAUAAGGGCUUAUGGUUUGCCUUCCUCUAUCAUUGAUUUCGAUAUUUCAGCCCAGAGUGAUGUC
Molecule: messenger RNA, 1965 nt
Organism: Desarmillaria tabescens
Lineage: Eukaryota; Fungi; Basidiomycota; Agaricomycetes; Agaricales; Physalacriaceae
Exons: 4
Source: RefSeq, a predicted model, not a curated record